CUAGUCUCCAAAAGAAGCUGCCACAAACUACCUAUCUGUAUCGGAGUCCAAGCCCAAGUCAUAAGAAACUACAACUCUCAGCAUAGCACAUAAUAGUGGUCUGCCUCCUGUGGCUACAGACAUGGAUGAAUCAGGUUCUGAGCUCCACCCUGCAGGGUCCUCCGAUCCAGAAGCUCCAGUCAGUGUGACUACCCUCAAGGAUGAUAAAUCUAAUGAGGCUGAUUGUCCCAAUUAUGAAGAUUUGGAAGGUUCUGAGCUCCAACAAACAGAUGGUCAAACCAGUGUAAUAGACCUGAAGGACGAUGAAUCUCAGGGGGAAGAUUGUCCCAAAUCUGAAGAGCUAAACCCCGGCCCGUUAUAUAGGGAGAACCCCGUCCGUUAUAUAGGGAGAACCCCGUCAGGGACUGAUCUGGUCUGCAUAGAAAAGACUGCAAGAGGGUUCAGUGAUCUGAAUGCACCAAUCACCAUACAAUCCCACAAGGAAAAUGAAUCUGAAGGAACUGAUUGUCCCAAGUAUGAAGACAUAAAACUCGAUGGAGAAUUUGAGCCCCCGCCUCCAUACUUGCUGCCUGAUUUCCCUCCAGGUCCUGUUCGAAAACCGAUUACCAUCCCCACAUCGCUCAUCUCAGAAGAUGCCGCAAGACAAGCUUUACUGGAAUACGCCACAAAGAAAUGGUGCUACAGCACCGGACCCGCUCGGCAGAUGAUCCUCCGGGAUUUCCAGCCUUUCAACACUUUUAGGUAUCGACUGGACACGUUCACUGAGACCAGGAUAUGUAAGUGGGUGUCUGAGCCGCAUUUUGGUGGAGAAGUGGACGGUCCUGAAAAUGGUCUAGCACCUAACGCUUGGGAUCUGCCAGCAGAGCCCCCAUGCCUCUUCCGGAACGCAGAGUAUUGCAGGCCGCUGCCGCACACGGCCUCCGUGCAGGUUUCCUUUCCACAGACCUGCUCAGAUUGUGGCGGUCGCGGCAGGAACACAUGCAUAGUGUGCUAUGGGGCUGGUCGGAGAACAUGUGCCUCCUGUGGAGGAUGCGGCCGCAGUAAUAACCAGAUGUGCUUCGCUUGUAGUGGAGUGGGACGUAACACAUGCAUAUCGUGUGGAGGCUCCGGGUACCAGCAAUGUUUUACCUGCAGCAGUCAAGGAGAAGUCGUCCGCUACAUACUACUAACAGUGAAAUGGGAAAACCACAAUUUUGAGUUUAUCGCCGACCAUAAAUCAGAUUUCAAAUCUAAACGUUUCAAGAAAGUGACAGGAGAAAAUAUCUUCUCUGAUGAGCAGCAAAUGGUGACGCCUGUCACCAGUUUUCCUGAACCGUCUAUCAGCGAAGCAUCGGGAAAUGUGAUUUCUCAGCAUCGCGCUACGUUCACAAACAGUAAAAUACUGCAACAGAGACACAGCAUUGAAUGGCUGCCGCUCACCAGAGUGACCUACACCUGGCACAACGCCGAAUACGAUUACUAUGUGUAUGGGACAGAGAACAAAGCGUAUGCCAAAAACUAUCCCCGAAAAUGCUGCUGUACAAUCAUGUAACCACAGGAGGAAUGAUAGAGAGAUAGAUAGAAAGACAAACGGAUAGGCGGAAGGACAGGCAGAUAGGAUACUUUCACACGAGCGUAUUGAAAUCCACCAGUAUUCUGGCUCUGGAUUAGGCCUUAUGUUGGGCGGCGUGGCCAUAUUGCGGCCCGCAAACGGAGGGUCGGCAAUCCACGGCCGCUGGCCAUGUGCACCAUGCAUCACGGAUGCGGACCCAUUUACUUGAAUUGGUCCACAAUUCCGGAGAUGCGGACGGA
This is a messenger RNA of Bufo gargarizans (Asiatic toad), 1791 nucleotides long. Its product is annotated as protein SSUH2 homolog. The transcript has 15 exons. Bases 122 to 1531 code for a protein of 469 amino acids. Lineage: Eukaryota; Metazoa; Chordata; Amphibia; Anura; Bufonidae. The record is from RefSeq and is a predicted model, not a curated record.